UACAUCAUCACUAUAGAGCAGCAUGGAAUCAAAUCAUUGGAAUUAUUAAGAAUAUGGAUUAUAUCCGUCAGCAACAAAUUUCGUAUGCUUUUCCAAUCAGAUCGCCGUAUGAGUUUCGAGAGAUGGAAAAUCAAGCCAUUCCAUCAAACGACCAAAGUAUUGUACGGAGCAGAGCACCAAAGUGCGCACGAUGUAGAAAUCACGGCGAAAUCAAUGUUUUGAAAGGUCACAAACGUUUCUGCAAAUGGAAGACUUGCGAAUGUGUGAAAUGUAACCUGAUUGCAGAAAGACAGAGAGUUAUGGCUGCUCAAGUCGCACUUCGGCGGCAACAGGCUCAAGAAUCUAGAUUGAUCAUCGCGAAACGACACUUGAUUCCAGAAUCUACUGAAGUUAUGCAAGCAUCAAAAAAGAUCAAAACCGAAGACUAUGGAUGUCUACUAACACCUGAGAAACUAGAGAAGGAUACUAACAACACCGGGGUGAAAAAUUUCGGAGAGUGCCAAAAAGAAAACAAAAGUGAUGCUACAAGUUCUGGAUGCUUCUCGUUUUCCCCAAACAGCAGUGAAGUUUCAACACCGCAAAAUUACUCGACGAGUACGGAUUUGUGUGACCGCAUUUCACCUGUUCAUUCUACUCUUGUAAAAGAUGGUUUCAAUUCAAUUAUGAAAAGUAAUUCAUCAACAAAGUCGGAUGUCCCCAAAGAUAACUCAAUUAGACGAAAGUUUCAUGUACUGAUUCAAGCAUUUCCAACAAUUCUUCCAGGUACAAUACUCGAAACAUUGAACGAAUGUGAUGAUGACAUUAUCACAACAAUAGAAAAGUUAUUGGAGAAGAAAUUAGCUACCAUACCACAACAAGCGAUACUAUAUAAGGAUAACAAUGUCUAUUCAGGGGUCGCACCUCAUACACCAAAACUUGAUACAUAUCAAGUACUGAGAAAUAAUUUUCCGAUAUCGCUACCAACAACAUUGACUACUGCAAAUGCUUUCCAAGCAGACAUGUGGAGAUAUCCGUACGGAUCACCGCUAUCAAAUUAUUAUGUCACAAGUCGCAUCAAUCAAGAUUUCUUUUCUGGAACGAAAUGUUUUUGCCAAGAUAACUGAAUAAUUAAUUGCAUAGUGGGGAAGCAGGGGCUAAUGAAUGAGUUCAUGAAUCGAGAGUGCAGCCCAUUAAUACUAUUAAGAUUUAUUUAUAUUUUUGCUUCAUUUUUAUUUUUUUAUACUCUAUUAUGUGUUUGCUACUGUUCUUUCUUUGCACAAAUAUAACGAAAAACUAAGACAGUCCAGUAAUUUAUAUUGGAGAGCAAGAUGAGUAGUUGAAAGUUUACUUAGCGUAUACAUACAAAAAGAAAACACUAUUCUAAGUGUUCGUAUAGAAAUCAAUAAUUAAUGAACAACGAGUUACUUUGCGCAUAUUUAGGAGUUGUGUAAUUAUGCUCUAUUAACCCUUUCUUACUGUUUGUUGUAUUGUGAAAAUUGCUGAUAUGUUUCUCACAUUUUUGAAAGCAAAAUAGAUUUAUGGAUCAA
Styela clava is the source of this 1526-nucleotide messenger RNA. RefSeq lists its product as uncharacterized. Gene Ontology annotation, cellular component: nucleus. NCBI's taxonomy places the organism in Eukaryota, Metazoa, Chordata, Ascidiacea, Stolidobranchia, Styelidae. The record is from RefSeq and is a predicted model, not a curated record. Gene Ontology annotation, molecular function: DNA-binding transcription factor activity, RNA polymerase II-specific; RNA polymerase II cis-regulatory region sequence-specific DNA binding. Gene Ontology annotation, biological process: regulation of transcription by RNA polymerase II; sex differentiation.